Molecule: messenger RNA, 5018 nt
Organism: Pogoniulus pusillus (Red-fronted tinkerbird)
Lineage: Eukaryota; Metazoa; Chordata; Aves; Piciformes; Lybiidae
Gene: ZNF821
Product: zinc finger protein 821
Exons: 7
Coding region: 3540-4778 (412 amino acids)
Biological process (GO): regulation of transcription by RNA polymerase II
Cellular component (GO): nucleus
Molecular function (GO): RNA polymerase II transcription regulatory region sequence-specific DNA binding; DNA-binding transcription factor activity, RNA polymerase II-specific
Source: RefSeq, a predicted model, not a curated record
CAGGUGAGCCCUCUGCUGAGGGGAGGAACACUGCCCCCAGGCCAGGGAAACAUGUCCCGUCGGAAACAGACCACUCCUAACAAAGUUCACUCCUGCUGUGUAUCUGGAGGGCCCAGAAAUGCCAUGCAGUGCACUGACGAGGAUAAUCGAAGAGAGCAUCAGCUCCAAGAACUGGGUGAGCCAGCAGAAUGAGGAGUCAGGCUGAGACAUAGCAGACACAUUACUGAGACUUCUUCACAGGGACUGGAGUGGUUGGGAGGAGAGGAAUAAAUGGGACAGCAGUAACCACUACAGCAGUGUGGACAACCCAGAAUAGCGAUGGGGCAGGUGGACUAGAUCCACAGUGGUGGAAAGACUUGCAGAUUUCAGGUCCAGGAAAGGAACACAGAGAAGACCUACAGGAACAGGGACUUUAAAUUGAUGUACAAGGAGGGAAUAAAGUGGCUCAUCUCUGAGAUAUCUUUCUGUUUAGGAAGGAAGACAGGGGAAUGGUGCAGUUUCUUUUGACUUCGCUUUGUGGAUUUUGGGGUGGGAGUUGUUUGUUUGUGUGUUUGUUUUCCAGAACACCUGAGAGUUAUCCUGCAUUCAUAAAGUUCAAGAAAGGAAGGGUUCAGGAAAAAAAAUAAUUUCUGGCUACCAAGUUGCUACACAACCAGAUCCUAGCAGUCAUAACUGCCUCUUGCACAGUACCACAGGGCUGCCCCCCACCUCCACAACUGCUCACAGGACAUCCCACUCACAUACAAGAUUAUGGAGAUGAGAACUGGAGUGCAAAGCAGAGGCAUUUGUACAGUCUUUCUCUGUCCUGCGUCUCUAGCUGUUUGUGAAGCAAAUACAGUGACUUGUUUUGGUCAGCCUGCAGCCCUUUUGUAUUUAAUAAAGAAACUUCUGGAGAAGAGUCUGUGCAUUCACUAUUGAGCUUAAGAUCCUUUACCAAAUAGCUACGAUCCUAAAGCUGUUCCCCGUCUUACUCCCUUUCCAAAUAAAUGGAAGUGUAUUCAAAGGGGUGGGAGUCUUAAGUGUCAGUAUAUGAGCAUGUGUGUGCAGAAACAAUUUGACCCUGUACCUGUCAAACAUGAGAGCUCUAAAGCUUCAUCAGAUUAGGACUGAAUCUGUCAGUAGAUGAACAGGACACUUCCUAGGUUCUUCUGGAGGCAAUAUUACCUUAAUACAUUAAGAAAUUCUGCAUAAGCUAAAAACAGCUUUUAAAAAAGUUUGUUCUUCCCAAUCAAUCCUAUGAUGCCUAUUUAGGUCCAGGCUAGUAGAGAAUGCACAAGGAGUUACCUGCUAACAGCACUGGUUUGUCAACAGUUUGCAUUUCUGGCUGCAAGCUGAUGGUUCUCUGCCCUGCACUGAAUCAUUGCUAGCUUGGUUCUGGGUGUGCCAUAUGGGAAGGCUUCUGGUAGACAAAAUGGCUCUUGCUGUUAUUGAUGGCUGUGAUUGAUGCUUGUGUUACUGACAGGAGUUUGCUCCUCAGUCACCUCGUGUAAAGGUCAUAGCUUUUAUAAUCCUCCAAGCUGUCUGCAUAGUCCAUGUGCCUGUGCAGGAACCCAACUGCCAUUAGACCCCAAGCUGCUGCUCAGCGGAAAUGCAAGGGGAAAAGCGGAAGAGAACAAACACCUCGCUGCUUCCAUCAGCAGCUGCAGUGGUGUUUGGGAAUCUAGUUUGCUGCCCUGUCACAGGUAGCAUACAUCUACCACAGUUUUACAUCUCUCCUGUGUCUUGCAGGUUUCCUUAUUACACCACACUUUGUCUUGCAAUACUAUUUUGGUCUCUGGGCUUUUAUCCUGGUGUUUUGUGGAUGUCUGCUUCUUGGAGAGGCACUGUAAUCCUUUAGUAUCUGCUGCUCAUAGCAUCUCUGUCUCAAUCCCACCAAUGUGUGAUCCAGACAUAAAAGCAGCACUCCAGGUUACAGAAACCAUUUGGUACUGGAAUGGCCUUUGAUGGGGGUACAUAUGUCACAGCAGUCAUGGCAGUAUCUGCUGCUUUCAGUGACAAAUAGACUUGGGGUGCUCCUCACACCUCUCAGCCCCCAUGGAUGGUGUUCUGAAGCCUUCAUUACAGAAGUCUUUCUCACAUUUCUGAAACAGAAUGAUAAAUGCCUUCAAAUGCUUUUGGAAACCUCCAUGGGGAUGUUGGGAACUAAAACUCUUCUCCCACAGUCUCGGUGAAACUUCUGAAAGUCUUUGAAAUCUUCCAUAAAUUGCUGCUUUUUAUGGCACUGCUGGAAGUUGUGAGGUAAGCACCAGGAAGGCAGUGUGAGUAUGAAUAUGGGGCAAAGCUGGCUGAAACUGUUCAUCAUGUGGGAAUGUACCUAACAGGAUUGGUGCUCUCUCAAGGAUCAAGAAUUCAGUUCUCUGGUGAUACUGAUGUGGCCCUAUAUGAAGAUGUAAAUUUUCUUCUGAAAGCCAUGUUUUGACUUUUGCUUUAUGUGAAAAAAUGCACUGCGCCUUCCUUAGCAUGUUUGCAUUUAUGCUUUGAGUGAUUCUUAAGAGCUUACAAAUCAGUUGAUAGAUUUAAUCCAAAAGCUAACCCACUGGGAACUUCAGUACCUUGUCCCAAGCUCUCCCAGUUUAUCCAUUGAGGGAGGUAAAUCACAAGAACAUCUGGAACAAAGUCAUUUCUAAAAAGUUAAUAUGAAAAUUAAUGGUUGCCUUUUAUUGUUUUUUGGAACCAAAAUUUCUCCUUUGAAGUGAUUGCUGUAAGAAGUGUUCUUUCAGAGAAGCACAAUUGCCUUCUUUGAAUGUGUUUCCAUCUCCUACUGAGCUGAGUACUAGUGAGCAGUGUCUUUCAACCCAACAGACUAUCAGCUAUUCUAAAUAAGCAUCCAUCUUUCUAAGUUCAUUCCUUUAGCUUUCUGUUUGGAGCACAUGAAGUGUUACUGAGAUUAGUUUAGACAAAGUUGUCCCUGGGCAAGGCAAGGGAGUGAAGCAAGUUACCCAACAUAAAAGCAGAACACCAGCUCCAGCACAAACACCUUCUUGAAGGGUAGCUUGUCCUCAGUUCUCCUGGGACAGAAGGUGGCGACAGAAGAUGCCAAGGACAAUCCCUGGUUUGAGUAUCCCUGUGGAGUGCAGAUGAGGUGCCAGACCCCCAGGGAGGUACUAUUUUUGUGCAAGUUGCCUGCCAGAGCAGGGAACAGGACAAUGAUUUAGCAGAGCCACAGAGCACUAUGGCUGAGCUGGGAUAUGGCUAUAAUCCCCAAGCGGCUUCCCCACCUAGAGCUGAGCUGUAGCUCUGCUGCCAGAUAUCCUGGGAGCAGAGAAAGCCAGCUGGCUACAUAUGGCAGAUAAAAGGCGUCUUACAGGGAGUUUGUGGCUGCAGUGGCAUGUAAAGAGUAUGCAGGAAGCAGCUGUAUGUUUCCACUGGCAAGACUGUUCUGGGCUAACAUCAUCAGAUACAAGAGGCUGGUGUUGCAGGGUAGGCAAGCAGAAAGGUCACUUAAGUGCAUUCUGAGAAGUGACUUCAGGGGUUCUGCGCAGUGUGGGUGAGCAGCCCCGCACCUGUUGUGCUUUUAGCAAGCUGUGGUGGUGAAAGCAAUGGAAUGGCACCAGCCUGACUCUUUGUCCUUGUGGCUGCCAGGGGAGCAAGUCUUUGCAGGGCUGGAGGAGCAAGCCCGCCAAGCCAUGAUGAAGAACAACUUUUCUGGAGCUCUUGGGGACCAAAGGCCAGCCAUUCAUCCACUGCAAGACCCCGACUCCAGCAGCAGUAGCAGUGAUGAGGAGGAAACCACUCAGGAUGAAGUUUCUUCCCAUACAUCUGAAGAGGAUGGCUCAAUGGUGAAAGUGAAGAAAGAACUGGAGAACGCAGAACAACCCGUGGCUGGCAUGCCAGUGAUGAGGGAAAAUGAGGUGCCUGAGAGUUUGAAUGCUGACCCUAUGUUGGGACUGUCACAGUGCCCCCUCUGCCAGCUGGAGUGUGGAGGCAGAGAGCAGCUCAUUGCUCAUGUGUACCAGCACACAGCAGCUGUGGUGAGUGCCAAGAGCUACAUGUGUCCUGUAUGUGGCAGAGCCCUCAGCUCACCAGGAUCCCUUGGGCGACAUCUCCUGAUCCACUCAGAGGACCAGCUGUCAAACUGUGCAGUCUGUGGGGCACGCUUCACCAGCCACGCCACAUUCAACAGUGAGAAGCUUCCAGAGGUCCUCAGUGCAGAUCGUCGGCCAGCACCACAGAGUGAGGGCUCCUCCAGUGUUGAGGGGAAAGACAUUGCCUUCCACCCGCCCGUGUACCCUGCGGGCAUCCUCCUAGUGUGCAACAACUGUGCCGCAUAUCGUAAGCUGCUGGAGGCCCAGGCGCCUGGCAUGCGAAAAUGGGCACUGCGCCGGCAGAACGAGCCCUUGGAGGUGCGGCUGCAGCGCCUGGAGCGGGAGCGCACAGCCAAGAAGAGCCGGCGGGACAAUGAGACCCCCGAGGAGCGGGAAGUGCGGCGCAUGCGGGAUCGGGAAGCCAAGCGCCUGCAGCGCAUGCAGGAGACGGACGAGCAGCGGGCGCGGCGCCUGCAGAGAGACCGCGAGGCCAUGCGGCUGAAACGCGCCAACGAGACCCCGGAGAAGCGACAGGCCCGGCUCAUCCGGGAGCGAGAGGCCAAGAGGCUCAAGCGGCGCCUGGAGAAAAUGGACAUGAUGCUCCGGGCACAGUUCGGCCAGGACCCCUCUGCCAUGGCUGCCUUGGCAGCUGAAAUGAACUUUUUCCAGCUGCCAGUGAGCAAUGUGGAGCUGGAGAGCCAGCUGCUGGGCAAAAUGACUUUUGAGGAGCAGAGCAACAGCACACUGCAUUAAGCUGCAGUCAAGGACCGUGCCGCCACUGCUGCACCUGCCGUGGGCACACUAGCAGGAUUUGGCACUCGGGAGGCUGCUGUGGAUCCUUGGCUGAUGCUCCCUGACAGACAGUUCUGGUUUUCUCCUGGACAUGGCAGGAGAACAGAGCUGUUUGCCGCAGCGGAUUCUGAGGAUGCAGUCUGCUCUGGGGCCCAAGUCACAGCCUGUGAGCAGGGGGAAAUAAAUUAAUGUUCAUGUUUA